CUUCGAGAUGCCUGCGGUUCCAGAAGCAUUGGCAAGACAGGCGGGCGAGACAGUGGAGCAUUUGGAAAGCGCAUUGUCACUGGCGGAGCGCGGAAUAACAGAGGGCAUCUCAACGCUUGUGCGCCGGAUCAAGAUACCAUCCAAUUCAACGAGCCCACCUGGAUUGAUAGAGGCCAACACCCGGGAUCCAUGGAGUGAAAGCGGCAAAUAUGCUCUGGCAUAUGUCUAUUUCUGCGUUCCAUUGCUCGUAUUUGCUGGUCUCUUGCGAUACUACCACCUGUUCACGGACAAGAUCCGGACGGCACUGCACCAAGAAGAGUUCUUUCCGCGCGAGGGUCCAUUGCCAAAGACUCCCAAGGCGCAGUCGACUGUAUCUUCACUAAGGCCCAUCAACAACUGUAUAGCGCUCUUUCGGUUUGUCUUCUAUCGGCCAAUACGCCAAAUCCAUAUCAAAAAGGGAUGGCGACCAUUGGUCUUUCCUUCGGCCGCUGUAUGCCUCAUCGUCCUGGCGGCCUUAGCUGUGGGCAUUUGCUAUAGUUUCAUCCCGCAACCCCUCUUUUGGGAAAGCAUCGCCUAUGGAUCUCCUCCACUUGCUGUUCGGUCCGGAAUGCUGGCGGUUGCUUUGAUGCCAUGGAUUGUUGGGCUGGCGAUGAAAGCAAACAUCAUCACACUGAUCACUGGGAUUGGGCAUGAAAGGCUCAAUGUAUUGCAUCGAUGGGGCGCGUACUUGUGUUUGAUACUCAGUAUUAUUCAUACCGUCCCAUAUUAUGUUACUCCUGUCUGGCAUGACGGCGGUCGACGCGUGUUCGACUCGUUCUUCCAGCAGGAGGGAUUCUAUGCUUACGGCACUGGAAUCGCUGCUCUUGUUCCUCUUGGCUUUCUCUGUCUCCAUUCUCUGGAGCCGCUCCGUCAUUGGAUGUAUGAGCUUUUCGUGUCUCUCCAUGUUCCCGUCGCUAUAUUAUUCCUCGGCAUGCUCUUUUGGCAUUGCAACAACUAUUUGACCUCGUGGAAUUACCUUUUCGCGACCCUUGCUAUCUGGCUCACGUCCUAUGCUGUGCGAGUCUUCUACCUCAACUGGGCGAACCCAACUCGCAUGUCCUGGCUUAUCGGCGACGAAGCAGCCGUCACAAUCAUGCCAGAAAACGCAAUCAAGAUCACGAUCCCAACCAAAACGAGGUGGCGUCCUGGACAGUACGUUUACUUGCGCAUGCCCGGUAUUUCCGUGUUUGAAAACCACCCUUUCACCAUUGCAUCGCUUUGCAGCGAGGAUUUCCCCUCGGAGUACGGUGAGGGCUACAGGGAUAUGGUUCUUGUUUUCCGCCCCUUUGGUGGAUUCACCAAGAAGGUUAUGAAUAGUGCUCUCGAGCACGGCCCAUGGCACACGUAUCGCGCUUUUAUAGAUGGGCCUUAUGGUGGGAUGCAGCGUCGCAUCGAGGCGUUUGACGACGUUGUUCUCAUCGCGGGCGGUUCCGGUAUCACCGCCAUCAUCUCACAGAUCCUUUCUCUGAUCAAGAAGAUGCGCGAUGGAAAAGCAGUCACCCGCAAAGUGCACGUGAUUUGGGCACUCAAACGACCGGAAACUAUGGAAUGGUUCAAGGAAGAGCUUCGAAUCUGUCGCGAGUUUGCGCCUCCAGAAAGCGUGGAAUGCCAAUUCUACAUAACCGGUGCGAAGAGAAAUAACGCAGGCAACAUUGUAUCCGCGAAGACCCCCACUCGCCCAGUUUCUCUAUUUUUCCAUGAUAAAGUCAACGAUGCGUUCCAAAAUAUCGCCGACCACCGCGUUUCAGGUAUUUCAACCAAACGACAUUCCGCCUUGAUCCGUGACGAAGCGCAGGGCGACCCGGAGAAAGAGAAGGAGCUACGCCGUGAAAACGAAGACAGCAUUACAGCCCUCCCGCAAGCUCACUUGGUGCCAGUCAAUCGCAGCCACGCGACGACACCUAACUCAUCCAAUCCAGACCUCAUUGCGCCAAACCCUCGAUCUAUCGCAUCCCGUCGACAGGACCGUAAUCUCUCCCUCGACAUCACUACUGCGCUUGCAUCUAAACCAGAAGGGCUCGACCCUUCCAUUCUUCACCACAACUCCGCUUCACCUACAUCCGCUACUGACCCCGCGCAAGCCAUUCAAGGCUUCGACUUUGGCUUCCCCUCUACACCGACCGAGUUCCAAAAGAACCUCAUGCGCUUCGCCUUCCUGCCAGCUGCGGUCAAGAAGAAGGACGGUUGGAGCACCGAGUAUGGGCGCCCCGAUCUCAAAUUCUUGCUUCGGGAGAUGGGACGAAAUUUCGGUCGCAGGACGUGCGUGUUCGUCUGCGGCCCCGCUGGCAUGCGUACAGUGGUCAGCGACACAGUCGCUGAGAUGCAACGAACUGUCUGGAGCGGACCCAAAAGAGACGAGAUCUUUUUGCAUGCUGAGAACUACGCACUUUGA
Molecule: messenger RNA, 2431 nt
Organism: Periconia digitata
Lineage: Eukaryota; Fungi; Ascomycota; Dothideomycetes; Pleosporales; Periconiaceae
Source: the annotation of a GenBank genome assembly